Molecule: messenger RNA, 1532 nt
Organism: Corylus avellana
Lineage: Eukaryota; Viridiplantae; Streptophyta; Magnoliopsida; Fagales; Betulaceae
Gene: G4
Product: UbiA prenyltransferase family protein
Biological process (GO): chlorophyll biosynthetic process
Cellular component (GO): membrane
Molecular function (GO): chlorophyll synthetase activity
Source: RefSeq, a predicted model, not a curated record
AUUUAUCAACUAGCCCAAAAGCUCUCCUCCUCGUCUAUAUCCCUGUCCUUCCUCUGCUCUCUCUCCCUCUCUCUGUUAGCUUAAGAAGCUCAAUCCUCUAUGGCCUCCGUACUGAACACAGUUUCAUCCAUUAUUCUAUCGAACACCAACGCCAACCGAAUUCGGUCUCGGCCCGUUUUGGAACCGAUUUCUGUGUCAUUCACUAGGCGGAGACUUACGAUUAGAGCAACGGAGACUGAUGCCAACGAAGCGGUUAAAUCUCAGGCACCGGAUAAGGCGCCGGCUGCUAGUGGUUCGAGUUUCAAUCAGCUUCUUGGCAUUAAAGGAGCGGCACAAGAAACUAAUAAAUGGAAGAUCCGGCUUCAACUUACAAAACCUGUUACUUGGCCUCCACUGGUAUGGGGAGUGAUUUGUGGAGCCGCUGCUUCUGGAAAUUUUCACUGGAACUUGGAGGAUGUUGCCAAAUCAAUUGUUUGCAUGAUGAUGUCUGGCCCGUGUCUAACUGGCUAUACACAGACACUUAAUGAUUGGUAUGACCGAGAUAUUGAUGCAAUAAAUGAACCUUAUCGUCCAAUUCCUUCAGGGGCAAUAUCUGAGAAUGAGGUCAUUACACAAAUUUGGGUUUUGCUUUUGGGAGGCCUUGGCUUGGCUGGUAUAUUAGACGUGUGGGCAGGGCAUGACUUCCCUAUAGUUUUUUACCUUGCUCUUGGUGGAUCCUUGCUAUCGUACAUAUACUCUGCUCCACCUUUAAAGCUGAAACAAAAUGGAUGGAUUGGAAAUUUUGCCCUGGGAGCAAGUUAUAUCAGUUUGCCAUGGUGGGCUGGUCAAGCUUUAUUUGGGACGCUUACACCAGACAUCAUUGUUCUGACACUCUUGUAUAGCGUAGCUGGGUUGGGUAUUGCCAUUGUCAAUGACUUUAAAAGUGUUGAAGGAGAUAGAGCACUGGGACUUCAGUCACUUCCAGUUGCUUUUGGUGCUGAAACUGCCAAAUGGAUUUGUGUUGGCGCUAUUGACAUAACUCAGAUAUCUGUGGCUGGGUAUCUGCUCGGGGCUGGUAAACCAUACUAUGCCUUAGCCUUACUUGCUUUGAUAAUACCUCAAGUCGUUUUUCAGUUUCAGUAUUUCCUCAAAGACCCUGUUAAGUAUGAUGUUAAAUAUCAGGCAAGCGCGCAACCAUUUCUUGUGCUUGGUCUUUUGGUGACUGCUUUAGCAACCAGCCAUUAAUCUCACAAUGUCACGCUUACCAAAGGACGCUACGGGGAGGAGAAGAGAUGGGCUCAGAGUGAAAAGCUCACUGAACAGCUGCUAAAAGGCACACAAUUAAAUCACGCCAGUUCCACUGAACCCUUUUGUUAAUCAUGUUGUACCGAUUAAACUGUCAUAAUUUUCCACUUUCCUUUUCCCCUGAACAGAGAGAGAGAUGUAGGCCUGUGUAUUUACAGCAGAAUGCGAAACUAGAAAGCAGCUAUUGUAAAUGUGAUGUUUGUUGUAGCAUUGUGCUUUUGUCGUUAUCUUACAUUAUUUGCUUCUCA